Saprolegnia parasitica CBS 223.65 is the source of this 1659-nucleotide messenger RNA. RefSeq lists its product as hypothetical. The coding region runs from base 1 to 1659 and encodes 552 amino acids. NCBI's taxonomy places the organism in Eukaryota, Oomycota, Saprolegniomycetes, Saprolegniales, Saprolegniaceae. Gene Ontology annotation, molecular function: protein binding. The record is from RefSeq and is a predicted model, not a curated record. The transcript is spliced from 5 exons.
AUGGCAGCGACCUUUCGCAGCGUCGUCCUUGACCAACCCGAGCUUGCGGCCAUUGUCUUUGCGUUUCAGUUUGGCCUAUACGACGACGUCCGCCCCGCCUUUGCCGCGUGCAAGGAGCUCGUCGAUGGCUCCGAGGGUUCGAGCAAUCGACUGGACCAAGACCAUGGCAGCACCUUUCCCAGCGUCGUGCUCGGCCAGCCCGAGAUCGCAUCGAUUGUGUUUGAGUUUCAGUUUGGCGUGUAUGAAGACAUGCGUCCAGCCUUCCGCGCCUGCAACGAGCUUCUCGAGUUUGACACCACCAAGUGCAUCUACAACCGACGCAUCGUUUUUCAACUCGUUUGCGCCAAAUGCCGUGUCGCCUCGAGGGAUGCACGGCUGCCACUGCAUCUGGCCAUUGGCCAAGGUUUCGUGCACCUGACCAAGCGCAUGCUACGCUGCCGACCGGACCUCGCUUCGGAAGACGCCAUUCUCUUGGCCUUUUGGAAAGACCGCCUCAAGAUUGCCGAUCUCCUCUUGCGUGAGCGUGAGGACGUACCCGAGCUCUAUCGAUAUUCGAACUGCAAUGAUCGGCGCCGCUUAUACAGCCGCUGCUUGCCGGCCAUCUUGUCUCGGCCCGACUCGAAGGCGCUUGCCUUGUUCCAUCGCUUUGAUCCGAGCCCAGAAGAGAUUACCCGCUACGUUCGCCUCAAUGCAGUCCAGCAUGCGACGCUAGACAACGUGACGCUCGCUCUAGACCUCUUACCAUGGCUGCAUGAUGAAGCAACACUGGAUAUCGUCGCGGGCCAAGGCCUGUUGCCUGUAGUGCGAACGCUCUACAUGAACGUGGCCUCGCGUGCUCGGUGGGGAUGUACCUUGGAAGCGAUGGACCAAGCCGCUGCGAACGGGCAUUUGGAGGUCGUCCGCUUUCUUCAUUACAACCGAACCGAAGGCUGCACGGUCGACGCGCUUGAUGGCGCGAUUUUGAAUGGUCAUCUGGACAUUGUCCACUUUCUCAUUGAACAACGGACCGAGGGUGCAUCGCCCAACAUUCUCGACCGCGCUGCUGCGAACGGUCACCUUGGGGUCGUAAAGUACCUCCAUUUUCUCGGCUCGCUUGGCUGCACUGUCGCCGCUGUCAACAAGGCGGCUGCCGGCGGUCCCUUGGAGGUCGUUCAAUGUCUUUUCACCCAUCGAACGGAAGGCUGCAGUCGUGACGACGUCGUUAAAAAAGCCCUCAGGGGCGGUCAUCUGCGCACGGCCGAGUACCUCCUCUCGCUCGGGUAUCCACUCCCGGCCACCGAGAUUUACUGGUCGCUAGAUGGCUUCGAGUUGAUCACACCCGAGCUGGCAAACCAAGCAAAACUCGCCGGGGAUUCGAUCCAGUUGGCACCCAGCGUCGUGGGCCGAGCUGCGACGGUCCUCGCGGAUGGCGAUGUGCUCGAGUGGGCGCUGGCCGUCGUCAUUGGUCAUUGCUGGGCGACCGACGCAACGGCCGCGACGGUGGUCCUCCAGAGCAAGAUCACGUUGGUGCACGAUCAGGAGCUCCGGGCGCAGCUCAACCACCUUCUCUCGGGCUCCCGUCCGUUUACGACCGAUGUGCUCCAGAAGGAGACGACGGCGAUGGCCCAAAACGCCGAGCCCAACGUGCAGCUCACGCGCCUCGUUGUUAGCAAGCGCUAA